This is a messenger RNA of Pistacia vera, 1002 nucleotides long. RefSeq lists its product as uncharacterized. The record is from RefSeq and is a predicted model, not a curated record. NCBI's taxonomy places the organism in Eukaryota, Viridiplantae, Streptophyta, Magnoliopsida, Sapindales, Anacardiaceae. Gene Ontology annotation, molecular function: zinc ion binding. The coding region runs from base 1 to 1002 and encodes 333 amino acids. The transcript is spliced from 6 exons.
AUGGAAUCUAUAAUAGAAGAAGAUGUUUUGGUUAGAGAGACUCACCGUCGUGUUCCUUUUGUGGUUUGCUUUGAUGAAGCAACUUGUGAUGUUCGUUGUAAUUGUCGAUUGUUUCAGUUUAGAGGAAUUUUAUGUCGACAUGCAAUUGUGGUAUUGAUUCAUAAGCAAAUUUCUCAUGUACCAGAAAAGUACAUUUUAAGACGAUGGAGGAAAAAUAUAAACAGACACCAUACCAAGGUGAAGAUAAGUUAUAACAGUUGGAGCACCAAUCUUGACAGACAACGAUUUGAUGAGUUGUCUAAUUUAUUCAGUGUUGUAGUAGAUUUAGCAUCAAGCAAUGAGGAUGAUUGUAAUAUGGUGAAAGAAAUGAUCAAUGAUAUGAAGAACAAAUUGAUGUCAAAUAAAAGUGUCGGGAUUUAUAAAAGACCAAACAUGUCAGGUAAUAGUAGAAUGAUUUGUGAAGGUGGUGAUGAUACUUUGAAAGAAGGGAGUAGUAAUAUUCUUACUCCACGGGCUGUUCAUAGCAAAGGUCGUCCCCCAUUCAAAAGAAAACAAUCAAAGGUUGAAAAAAUUGUUCGUAAAGGAUUAAAAGAACUUGAGUUUCAGGAACUUGGAUGCUCAUGUUCAUCAGCCGAAGGGCAACAGCUCCAGUCUACUAAUGUGGUUGAGUUCUUGUUGUAUGUUGCACAGGGAUCAAAAGAACUUGAGUUUCAGGAAGUUGGAUGCUCAUGUCCAUCAGUUGAAGGGUUAAGAUUGGUGCCUACAUAUGCUAGUGAUGUGAAUGAGUUGCUCGUGGAUGGUCUCCAAAAUUCAGCAUUAAUUUCAGGGGAGACUAUUGGCUUGGAUCUGCUCUUGAGGUGUUCUAGUGCUAGAUAUAUAGUUUUUAGCUAUUUGGGUAUGUUGGUUAUUGUUGUGUGGUGGAUGGCAUUGGUGCAUGGCCAAACAAAGGAUUCUGGAGAGUUUUAUUUGGAGAUGCAGCAGCAGAAAACUGCAUUUUUGUAG